Molecule: messenger RNA, 3135 nt
Organism: Bombina bombina (fire-bellied toad)
Lineage: Eukaryota; Metazoa; Chordata; Amphibia; Anura; Bombinatoridae
Gene: CCSER1
Product: coiled-coil serine rich protein 1
Exons: 11
Coding region: 315-2570 (751 amino acids)
Source: RefSeq, a predicted model, not a curated record
ACUGUAUAUACACACACGCAUACUUCUCUCCCUCAGCCCUUCCCCUCAACUCCUCCUCCAGUUCCCUUUCCCUUGACAAUCAGCUGCCAGGAGAAGCCACCAAUCCGUCCACUUUACAACUAUUCUGCUUUACCAGGCUGGGAGGACUUGGCAUGGAGAACCCUGACAUGAGGAUUUAUAUUACUAGGACCAACUAGAUCUACUGUGUGAAAAAGGAAAGGAACGCAGCACUCAGCGAAGCAAUUCAGGAGGAAGCAGAGAGAGAGCAGAAGACUGAGCCUGCAGAAAACAGCAAAGAACAUACUUUUGCUGUCAUGGGGGACCUAGGAGAAAGACGAUCAACUUUAGUUUCUAGGCUACCAAUUUUUAGAAGAAGUGUUGGCCGAAGACAAGACUCUCUCCCUUCUUCACCGUCAUCAAGCAAUACCGUUGGCCUGCACAGUUCCUCACCUUCUAGUACAAAUUCUAGCUCAGGUAGUACGGGAAAACGUAAAAGUAUAUUUCGUACUCCAUCUUUGAAUUUUCGCCAUAGAAAGGAUAAAGACCAGCAAUUUGAACCCACCAUCCAAACUUCAACUGUUUCCAAUGGUGCUCAGUCACCUCACAAUAUACAAAACCAAGAAUUGAAAGAACAAAGUAAAGCCAAAGGAAGAAGUUCUAUUGGUCUACCCGGUUCAUGUAGAAGAAAAAUUACCAGGUCUCAUACUGAGGACUUUGAAAAGAGGAAGGGAAAUUCCAAGUAUGUAUUCUCAAACUGUUUAGGAAAAAAUGACGGAGAUGACUCAGGAUUUGUAGAGGAACAAAGAAAGCCCUCCAUUAAACAUUCCACUAGAAAGCUACUUCCAAGGUCCUUUUCUUCCCACUACAGGUUUUCCAAAACAGUAUCUCAGUGCCAAUCACCAUCAUUACCACAUAAUUCACAAUGUUCUCAGCAGUGUAUAGACAACGAAUCUUCAGAUGUAAGGCCAGUGUUAUCUUCUACUGCAGAGAUUACAGAAGAUACUGAACAUUCGUUACCUUCACCUCUUGUUUCUACGGAUCAUACAACUGCACCCCAAACUCCGUCAGACUUUAUUUUUAUGGAUGAUUCGACCUCUGAAGCUGAUUCCCUGCCAAACAGUAUAAAUCAACCAACACAUUUUUGUCAUACUGUAUCUACCUCAGAAACUUUUUAUACUCCAAAAAUGGCUGCUACACAAAGGGGUAAAUCAAGCGAAUCUGAGCAAAAAUCCACCCAGUGUGGAGACACGCCUAUUAGGAACCGCAGACUUGAGACAAGUAUGGAUAGGCCAGGUUCGAACCUGUCUCUGAGUUGCACUACAUCAUAUCAAUCAAAAGCGUUAUUACCAAUUUCUGAAUUAACCACAAAUGAUGUUAACGGCAUUGAAAAAGAUGUAGCGGAACAUCAUAUACACACACCAGCGUUUCAUUCACUUUCUGCUGAAAACUUUACAAAUAAAUGUGAACCAGCAGUAGAUCAAUGUGAAGUAACGCCUGCAAGGUUGAAAUCACAUCGAUCUGUUUCGGAAUCAAAAAGCAUCUAUUCAUCUGAGCCUCAGUCAUCUUUUAUGCAAUAUGGCUAUACUAGAGUUAACCACGCCAGCAGUCCCUACCGAGAUGGAAAGUAUACAGAAAGGCGUCUGAGGUCGUCUUCUGAAGGUACUGCAGGCAGCAGCAGAAUGGCUUUUAAACCAAAGGAGGGAAACAUGGACGAAUCCAACAGUUUAAGGAAACAGAGAACAAAUUCAACAUCCUCCAAAAUGAAUAGUAUGGAUGUGUUGAAUAAUUUGGGCUCCUGUGAAUUGGACGAAGAUGACCUCAUGCUUGACUUGGAGUUUACAGAAGAGCAACACCUUAGACGAGUUUGUCGAGAGGAUUCAUACCAAUCUAUAGUGUCUUGCUCAGCAGUGGUUCUCUCUCAUGUGGAACAAACAGAAACAAUUAAAACUAAAGAAGAAGAACGGAAAAUGACUGAAACAGCAAAAAAAAACCUUUUUCUACAUUUGUCAAAAGAGAGCGAUCAGGAAGAUGUUAAGAGCCCUUGUGUCUGCCAAGUGCCCUCCAGCCCAUCUGUGGAAUGGCCUUUUGCACAGGAAGAGAGCACAGGCCUGGAAUCCUUACCUUUCAGACUGAUGAUACAGGACUGCACAUCUGUAAAGACCUUGCUGCUCAAAAUGAAGAGAACUUUGCAGGAGAGUGCAGAUAUGAGCCCAGCAAGUAGCACCAAUUCACUUCCUCUAAGUCCCAUGACAGAAAGGAACUUUCCUUUUAAGGAUAUAAUGAAAGAUGAAUGCUCUAUGCUGAAGCUACAGCUUAAAGAACGAGAUGAACUUAUUUUGCAGCUGCAAGAAGAGUUGAAAAAAGCUCAAAGUUUACAGUUACCAAAUAUCUCUACACAAGAUAAAGGCACCCAGACUGAAUUUGCAAGCCAUGAUGAAAAGAACACCUGCAGAUCCAAUCAAAAGGUCAGGGCAGCUAGUGACAGCUUUAGCCAAUCAGGAGGAUUGACAGCUGCACACAUCACUCCAAGUCCAGAAGAACUCUACAAGUACAGAAGGCUCCAUUUAUAAAGCUAUCCGACCUGUUCAUUGUUACCAGCAUUAUCAAUUUAAAACCAACAUCUGGACACAAGACGCUUUGCACUAAUGUAUUCAAUUACGUUUCAUUAAAACAUAAUAAGCUCUUUUUUCCCAAACAAUCAAUGUAUUUAAGAAUGGACCUGCUAAAUUGCAGUUUUACAUUAUUAAGAAGGAAAAGAAAAAAAAAAAAAACUUUUUUUGACAUUGGUGUACAGAUAUAUUUUCAUUGCAGGGGCUUUAUAAGGGUUUAUUUCUCCUUCUGAGAGAUACAUUUUUUUUAUAUAAUAAUUUUAAACAAACAAAAAUACAAUUAAGGUCCAGGUACUUGGUCCUGAAGACAGCACACAGUUUUGAAAUGACCUUUCUUUUUGAAUUUUAUUAAAUAUUUAUGUCAGUCAUCUUGCAACAGUGAAAAAUGCACUGUGCUGUCAGAUCUAAUUUUAUGUAAUUAUUUUUUAAAAUAUUUCUCUUCUGUUUAUUUCUGUAAUCUGAAAAAUAUGUUGUACAAUUCAAUUGAUAACUUAUUCCAUUAAACAUUUAAAUUUGUAAACUUUAA